Molecule: messenger RNA, 405 nt
Organism: Adineta steineri
Lineage: Eukaryota; Metazoa; Rotifera; Eurotatoria; Adinetida; Adinetidae
Source: the annotation of a GenBank genome assembly
AUGAAAUAUUUUAUUGUUGUAAUUCUAAUCUCUGCAAUUUUAAUUGAUGUUUCGAAUCCAUUAAGCUGUUUUGUAUGUGAUUCAAAAGAGGAUGAACAUUGUCCAGAAACAUGGACAAGAAGAGAUAUAUUGCCUGUUGAAUGUGGUGGACCUGAUGGUGUACAAGAUGCACGGUUUUGUAUUAAAACAAUUGCUGUUUUUGGAGGUGCUGUUGCAACGAAACGUUUUUGUAGUUCUCGUGAUAUGGAUAAUCAAUGUAUUGAAGUAAAAUAUCCUCAGGAUGAGAAAAUGUAUUAUUCAUGUACAUAUACAUGUUCAAGAGAUGGUUGCAAUGGAACAUCUCGUUUACAUAUACCAACAAUUUUUAUACUUUUUUCUAUUUUAAUACAUAUUAUUUGUAAUUAA